Aspergillus bombycis is the source of this 3648-nucleotide messenger RNA. RefSeq names its product GTPase-activating protein LRG1. The coding region runs from base 1 to 3648 and encodes 1215 amino acids. The record is from RefSeq and is a predicted model, not a curated record. Gene Ontology annotation, biological process: signal transduction; actin cytoskeleton organization. Gene Ontology annotation, cellular component: cytoplasm. Lineage: Eukaryota; Fungi; Ascomycota; Eurotiomycetes; Eurotiales; Aspergillaceae. The transcript is spliced from 6 exons.
AUGCCUCCCGGCGACGUUCCUUUGCCGGAUAGCCUCGUGCCGGGCAACGGGGCUGUCCGCCCCACGUUGAAUACCAGUGGCUAUGGUGGAGGUAACCAGAUGCAAACCCCUACAUCACCGGCGGAUAACAGUAUUCCAUUCGACUCGCCGCGUGCAAUAGCUGGGGGUUGGAAUGCAUCCGGAAACAGUCCUGUGGAUGGAGCUCAAAACCCCGAUGGCCGUAUGGGUCGAAGAUACGAGUCAAGCAAUUCCAGCCCAAGGGACCCCUCAACUCCGCGCGAUGCAGCUGGCUAUUGGGACCGAUCAACUCCGCGUGAUCGAACACGCCCUAGCGGUCGACCAGUUACGAAGUCGCCAGGUGGGUCGUCAAGAAUUUGUAAAAAGUGCGGCGAACCCCUCACAGGUCAGUUUGUGCGGGCAUUGCUUUCGACCUACCAUUUGGAGUGCUUCAAAUGUGAAGAUUGUGGCCAAAUCGUGGCUUCCAAGUUCUUUCCGGUUGAUGCGGAAGAUGGGAGUGGGCAGUACCCUCUAUGUGAAACAGACUAUUUUCGGCGAUUGGACCUCCUCUGUCAUGAAUGCGGUGGUGCCCUGCGAGGCUCGUAUAUAACGGCCUUGGAUCGAAAAUACCACAUUGAGCAUUUUACAUGCUCUGUUUGUCCGACGGUCUUUGGCGCACAAGACUCUUACUAUGAGCAUGAAGGCAAGGUAUACUGUCACUUCCAUUACUCGACUCAGUUCGCACAGCGGUGUCACGGUUGCCACACAUCAAUCCUCAAACAAUUCGUGGAGAUUUUCCGUAAUGGCCAAAAUCAGCACUGGCACCCCGAAUGUUAUAUGAUUCACAAGUUUUGGAAUGUUCGUUUGGCUCCAACUGGUCAGCCAUUGGAAUAUCCUGAGGUAGAAGCCGAUGCUACUGACGAGCAACGCAACCGAGUGCGGGAGGAAGAGGAUGUGAUGGAAGAAAAGGUGUACAAAAUAUGGAGCAUCCUCUCAAGUUUCGAGGAAUCGUCGGCAGCCUGCAUCUCAGAUAUGCUUCUUCACGUCAGUAAUGGUACUUAUGUGGACGGAGUUCUUGUUGCGAAAAAGUUCAUUGCACAUGUCGAUGUUCUUUUCUCCGCAAUUGACCAACUUGCAGCAAACAUAAAGGCUCAAGGCAUGAAAGACCUCGCCUAUGGUCGUGAAGCAAAACUUCUGUGCAAGAAGAUCGUCGCUUUCUUCGCAUUGUUAUCAAAAACUCAGGAAACCGGCGUUCGAAAACUCGGCGUCACUCAGGAGCUUCUAUCUUUAGUGACAGGUCUUGCCCAUUAUUUGAAGCUCCUCAUCCGUAUUGGUUUGCAGGGUGCUCUUAAGCUAGAGAGGGAGAAGGAAACGCCAGAAGGUCUGCAUCAGUUCUUAGAUCAUCUUGGGGAUCUUGAGGCACUUCGGCCUCUUGAAGAAGAAGUGACUACAGCAGACUUAAUGGCUAAUGUCGAAGUCCUUGCUGAUCAACUCUCCGACUGCUGUGCUGCAUGCAAAGAACCCAUAGAUGACGAGUGCAUCAAGCUUGGAGAUAACAGGUGGCAUAUAAAGCAACCUCACUUGACUUGUACAACUUGCCAGAAAGAUUUAACUGCUAUACCUCAGGAUGCUUUGUGGAACCCUAAGGAUAAGCGCGCUUUCUGUAACAGUUGCGCAUCUGAAAACGGCUUCGCGCAUGAAACACAAGGAGGGUUCACACGAGUGACCAAACUCCAACAGUUUGUCUUCUUGCUGCAGGUUGCUCUUGCACGGCUCCUUACUGUCCUGCGAGCUGGGGGUACUAUUCCGGCAUCAGAUGACGUCAAUCUAAAGUCGCAUGAUGGGAGUGACGGCCAAUCUACUCCUGGAGGUGAAUUGCGUAGGUCAACGACUAGAUCCAAGUCAUACUCACAUGCGAGCAAAGAGGGUACCGAAGAAUCUUCCCUUGAACAAACUGUUGGCGAAAUGCGACGUCUAAGGUCGAUCCGAAACGAGCGCACUCUGUCAACGACUUAUAAAAAAGCACGGGCGUCACGAAUCAUCGAUGGGCCAGAAGGACGAAGCGUAAGGCCAGGUUCAUCCGGCGGUGAAGGCACAGAUCCUCGUGGUCACGGUUUCCAAAUUGUAGAAGAAAAAGACGCAAACGGCGAGACGGUUACUGAGCUGACAUUUGGCAACCAGGACGCUCUCACUUUGGAUGACAUUCCAAGGAUCGUUGCUGCCGAGCAGGCUAAAGAGCAACGCCCCAACGCAUACAAGCAUGCAGGAACCAGGCUUGUCGGGACCACCGAACCUCUUCCGAGAUACAACUAUGGCCAUCAACGCGGUGUGUCCGGUGCUGGUUUGGAGCGGCAUCUUAUGGAACAAGGUGGAAGGGCCAAGAAGUACUUCUCAGAACUAUCCGCGUUGGAGUAUUUCAUCGUGCGCCACGUUGCGGUACUGUCUAUGGAGCCUUUGUUGGACGGGUAUUUCACAUUGGAGGAGCUCCUUUCAUUUAUUGAGUCCCGUAAGCCAACAAUCUGGAAUAUCUUCGGUCGUGCCUUCAAUAAGGAAGCCAAGAAAGGUGGGAAGAAGAAAGGUGUUUUCGGUGUGAACCUAGAUUUUCUUGUUGAAAAGGAGGGUACGGAGUCUAGUCAUGGUGUCGGGCCAGGUGCGCUUCGCGUUCCUGCUCUAGUUGACGAUGCUGUGUCCGCCAUGAGACAAAUGGAUAUGUCUGUGGAGGGUGUUUUCCGAAAAAAUGGCAACAUCAGAAGGCUCAAAGAUCUGUCUGACCUGAUCGACAACAAGUACGAGCAGAUGGAUUUGACAAAGGAAAACCCUGUGCAAAUCGCAGCUCUCUUGAAGAAAUUCCUCCGCGAGAUGCCUGACCCGCUCUUGACCUUCAAGCUGCAUCGCCUAUUUGUAGUGUCACAAAAACUAUCGGAUCCAGAGAAGCAAAAGCGGGUUCUUCACCUUGCCUGUUGCCUGCUUCCCAAAGCUCACCGAGAUACCAUGGAAGUCCUGUUUGCCUUCUUGAAUUGGACGUCAUCUUUCUCGCACGUUGAUGAGGAGUCAGGCAGUAAAAUGGACAUCCACAAUCUUGCCACUGUGAUGGCCCCCAACAUUCUGUACCCGAAUGCUAAGAACGGCACCGUUGAUGAGAGCUUCCUAGCAAUUGAGGCUAUCAAUGCGCUUAUCACAUACAAUGAUACUAUGUGCGAGAUUCCUGAGGAUCUGCAGUCGGUUCUCACGGACACCAACUUUUUCAAAGAAAAUUCCGAAGUCACCACAAAGGAGAUCCUGAAACGCUACGGAGAUAUCGCACGCGGGAGCUUCUCCCAGAGGCCAGUCAAUGGCGGCGAAACAUUUACUAUUACGAAUCAAAAUCGGGGAGCAAACAUCCCGACGUCUGCACGUAUCGAGACGGAUCCAUCCCAAGAUGCAGCGACACAGAUGCAAGGCUCUGUACGUCACGUACAGGGUACUCCCAGUCAUGUCCAUUCAGCUAGUGGUAUCCCACAUGCAGAGUUGGUACCGGCAGCGACAAGCGAUAACCGUGAGCGCAGCAUCAGCAAUGGCAGUCAACAGAAUCCGGUACAACCAGAUACCCAACCUCAACAGCUGCCCUAUAGAGCUCGCCCGGGGGCAGGGCCGAUGGGAGUUGCCAGUUGA